Nematolebias whitei (Rio pearlfish) is the source of this 3416-nucleotide messenger RNA. It is a transcript of the gene hif1aa, whose product is annotated as hypoxia inducible factor 1 subunit alpha a. The record is from RefSeq and is a predicted model, not a curated record. The coding region runs from base 256 to 2514 and encodes 752 amino acids. The transcript is spliced from 15 exons. Gene Ontology annotation, biological process: cellular response to hypoxia; regulation of transcription by RNA polymerase II. Lineage: Eukaryota; Metazoa; Chordata; Actinopteri; Cyprinodontiformes; Rivulidae. Gene Ontology annotation, molecular function: DNA-binding transcription factor activity, RNA polymerase II-specific; RNA polymerase II transcription regulatory region sequence-specific DNA binding; protein dimerization activity.
UAACAUUGUCUCGGAGAAGAAGCUCUUAUCCAGCGUGGCACUAUUUUUUAUACAAAAAGCAGUCUCAGGAUUUAGUCGUUGAGACUUUAAUUUUGGGGGCACGAAAUAGACCCAACAGAAGCUCUUAUGUAACUCCCUGAGGAUCCACGGAUUUACAUCUUUUUGAAAAUCGUGGGAUUGUGGUUCAUUUUGUCGACGCGCCGGAUACAGUUUGACGCCGAUAGAGAGGCUCAACUCCAGCCCAAUCGUCCUGACAUGGACACAGGAAUUAUACCUGAAAAGAAAAGGGUGAGCUCAGAGCGCAGGAAGGAGAAGUCGAGGGAUGCAGCGAGAUGCCGUCGUGGAAAGGAGUCAGAGGUGUUCUAUGACCUGGCCAAGCAGCUGCCCCUCCCCCACAGCACCGGCUCGAGCCUGGACAAGGCCUCCAUCAUGAGGCUGACCAUCAGUUACCUGCGCAUGAGAAAACUACUCUGCACAGAUGAACCAAUGGUAGAGAAUGAAACCGAGCUCGAUAUUCAGCUAAACGGCUUCUACCUAAAGGCACUGGAAGGCUUUCUAAUGGUGCUGUCUGAAGAUGGAGAUAUGAUCUAUCUCUCCGAGAAUGUCAACAAGUGCCUCGGGCUUGCACAGUUUGACCUGACUGGACACAGUGUGUUUGACUUCACACAUCCCUGUGAUCAGGAGGAGCUGAGAGAGAUGCUCAUCUACAGAACAGGCUCUAAGAAAGUCAAGGAACCAAAUACAGAGCGGAGCUUCUUUGUCCGGAUGAAAUGCACCCUGACGAGCAGGGGCCGCACCGUCAAUGUUAAGUCCGCUACGUGGAAGGUGCUUCAUUGCUCGGGUCGUGUGCACGUUCAUGACAGUCACGCUGAGCCGACCACCGAGGGGCAGAAGGAGCCUCCGGUCCCAUACCUGGUUCUGAUCUGUGAUCCCAUCCCCCACCCUUCCAACAUCGAGGUCCCUUUGGACACGAAGACCUUUCUCAGCCGUCACACGAUGGAUAUGAAGUUCACAUACUGUGAUGACAGGAUCACAGAACUCGUGGGUUAUGAUCCAGAGGACCUGCUGAAUCGGUCUGUGUAUGAGUACUAUCACGCUCUGGACUCGGACCAUCUUACCAAAACGCACCACCACUUGUUUGCUAAGGGCCAGGUCACCACGGGUCAGUACCGAAUGUUGGCAAAAAGAGGGGGCUUUGUAUGGGUGGAGACACAGGCCACCGUCAUCUACAACAAUAAGAACUCACAGCCACAGUGUGUCGUGUGCGUCAACUUUGUGCUCAGCGGGAUCCAGGAGAACCAACUAAUCCUGUCUUUGGAGCAAACUCAGGAUGUGAAGCCGGUGAAGGACGAAGAAGAAGAAGAAGAAGAAGAAAAUGUUGAGAUUGAGAGCAGCAUCACUGUCCUGGUGAAGAAAGAGGAGAAGACUCCACAGCUGGAUGUGGUCAAGCUCUUCACAGAGAUGGUGGGGCCUGGACCAGUGGGCACCCUCUACGAACGGUUCAAGCAUAAUUCUGAGGCUCUCACCCAGCUGGCACCAGCAGCUGGGGACACAUUCAUCUCGCUGGACUUCAGCUGUCCUGGUACAGAAUCGAACGUCCACGUGCUGAAAGAUGAUCCCCUCUACAGUGACGUGAUGCUGCCCUCCACAAGCGACAAGUUGACUCUGCCUUUGUCCCCUCUGCCCCCAAGUGAGGCUUUUACUGUCUCCAACACCCCCUCUGAGGAGGUAAAGUCUGAGAACUUUGCUCCAGCCCCAACCACCACUCCUCCCCACGUUUCUUCUGAGGCAGAAAAUCCUUUAGGCUUUUCUUUCCCCAUAGAUUCAGACAUGAACUCAGAUUUCAAACUAGACUUGGUGAAGUUUUUUGCCGUUGACCCAGAAUCCAAACCCCACUUUAAUACACAGCCAAUGGAGGACUUGGAUCUGGAGAUGCUGGCGCCCUACAUCCCCAUGGAUGACGACUUCCAGCUGCGCUGCCUCACUCCGGACGAGCCUCUCACUUGUGGACCAGUCAAAUCUCUUGAGACGUCUCCAGUCCUCAUCAAACAGGAAGCCCACAGCUAUCCCAAAUCUCUAUUCAGUCCUUCAGACAGUCGCACAGUUUCUCCAGCACCACCAGAGCCUGUCAGUACGCUGUCUCCAGCCACCAUAGACUUGGCUAGGGCUCCUGACGUGGAGAAAACCGUGUCCCUCAGAACGCCGGCAGCUCAGAAGACGCAGCGUAAAAGAAAACUGAGUGAACUCAAAGAGAUGAUUGAACAGGGAAAUUUGCCCCUAGAUCAACUUGAGAAGGGCAAAAAGCUGAAGGCGACAGAGCCAGGAGUAACCGUACUUCUUCUGCCUUCAGACGUGGCGAGUCGAUUGCUCGCCACCUCUUCAGACAGCACCAGCCCCCUCUCUACCCUGCCACAUCUCACCAGCUACGACUGCGAGGUGAACGCCCCCUUGCAGGGCCGUCAGUACCUGCUACAGGGGGAGGAGCUGCUGCGUGCUCUGGACCACGUCAACUGAGUCCGUACUUUACUGCUGGACUAGACUGGACACUACAAUUAGUCCCCCACAUUGUCACUCCCUCUCCAAGAACCCCACCUACUUAACCCCACUGCCACUUCUGUAUGAGUUCGACCUAUAGUUUGGCUGCUGUUUGUGCACAUUGUUUGAUAUUUGCAGCAUUCCACCGUGACAAACACCAUAGCAGCGUUUUGGUUUAAGAAAUUCAGGCAUCAUACAACAUAAUUUUUUUAUUUUUAUUCCUCUUCUGGGGAGUCUCAGCACACAGCGCCUUGACGGAUGACCCUUCUCCAGCAGGUCAGAGCCUGGCGCUACUGCCAGCAGUGUAUUGUAAGCUUCGGUCGCACAACUUCUAUUUUCUUAAGAAGAAAAAAAAUAUUACCAGCAAUAUAUAUUAAGCCUUUUUAAAGUAGAUUUAAUGGAAUACGAACAGUUUUUUUUCCUCCCAUACUUGUAUGUUGUAGUACUCGUACCUAAAAGAUUUCUUUAAUCCAAAAGUUAAAAAAAAAACCAGUUUAAACCGUAAGUGGUUUGAAUGUUCUCUCCAGUUAAUAGCUGUGUUUGAGCUAAAAAUGUUUAAUUGUGUAGCCCAGUACAUGUCACUUUAUUAUUUCACUGUAAGUGUGUGUUACUGUACAUAUACCAGGGAAAUUUGAAAUGUACUUAAUAUGGCUUCACGGCUCAGUGAAAUCAGCUUUUUCACAUUCGUUUCCUUUCUUAUGCAGGAUUGGGAUUUAUUUUUUUUACAUGAAGUGGAUUCAUGUUGUCAGUUAUUUGUGUGACAUGCUCAAAGCAAUUUAAAAUUGAAUCUUUUGCUCAUCAUUGUCAUCAUAGCAACCUUUGUAAUAGUGACUUAUUUACUCACUGAAUGGUAGUUUAAAUACCAUUGCUCUUUUGCCAUA